AUGCGAGCGGUCACAUCCACACCUGCCCUUUCCGCUUCGUGACGGGAAGAGGUUUCAAAGUGAGCGUCUUCACCUCGUAUUAGCACAGAUAGUGAGCAGGACAGUCUCUGGAUUCGGGCGGUGAAGAGAAAUGGAAAACGGUUCGUUAACCACCGGUGACACAGAGCUGGACCAGGCUGUCAGGCAGUGGCUGCAGUAUGACAAGAAUCCCAAAACAGCAUCUAUGGUGCAGGACAUGGUGAAGGAAGGAGCAGUGGAGGCUUUGAAGAAAUGUUUCUCCUCCAGGAUGGAGUUUGGCACAGCAGGUCUGAGAGCAGCCAUGGGCCCCGGCAUUUCCUGUAUGAAUGACCUCACUAUCAUCCAAACCACACAGGGUUUCUGUCGCUACCUGGAGGACAGUUUUGAGAACCUUAAGGAGCGAGGGGUGGUGAUUGGUUAUGACGCCCGAGCCCACCCUACCAGCGGGGGCAGCAGCAAGCGUUUCGCCAGCCUGGCUGCAGCUGUUUUCAUCAGCCGAGGGGUUCCUGUCCACCUUUUCUCUGACAUCACCCCUACACCGUUUGUGCCUUUCACAGUUUCCCACCUGGGUCUGUGUGCUGGUAUCAUGGUUACAGCCUCUCACAACCCCAAACAAGACAAUGGCUACAAGGUGUACUGGGAGAACGGUGCCCAGAUUGUGUCUCCUCAUGACAAAGGAAUCUCCACGGCCAUAGAGGAGAACCUGGAGCCUUGGCCUGAGUCCUGGAACGCAGAGGACGCCCUGAAGAGUCCCUUGCUUAAAGACCCCUACCAGGACAUCCACACAGAAUAUUUUAAAGCGAUCCAGAAACACUGUCAUCAUAGGGAAAUAAACAAGAGUUCAGAGGUUAAAAUUGUGCAUACAUCUGUGCACGGUGUUGGGCAUGCAUUUGUCCAGUCAGCUUUCAAGGCAUUUGAACUUCACCCUCCAUAUGCCGUGGAGGAGCAGAAAGAUCCAGAUCCUGACUUCCCCACUGUCAAAUAUCCCAAUCCUGAGGAGGGAGAGGGAGUCCUGACAUUGUCAUUUGCACUGGCAGAGAGGGAGGGAGCCACUGUGGUUUUGGCGAAUGAUCCUGAUGCUGAUCGACUGGCGAUUGCUGAGAAGCAGGAGGGUGGACAGUGGCGGGUGUUCAGUGGUAAUGAGUUGGGAGCGUUGCUGGGUUGGUGGAUGUUCCGCUGCUGGAAACAGCAAAACUCUGACACUGGCGCUGUGAAAAGCCUCUACAUGCUGUCGAGCACCGUCUCAUCCAAGAUCCUGCGUGCCAUCGCUCUUAAGGAGGGUUUCCACUUUGAGGAAACAUUAACAGGGUUCAAGUGGAUGGGGAACAGAGCCAGAGACCUUUUGGACCAGGGCAAGACUGUUCUCUUUGCCUUUGAGGAGGCCAUAGGGUAUAUGUGUAGUCCCUCUGUAUUGGACAAGGAUGGAGUGAGUGCUGCAGCCAUAGCAGGAGAGAUGAUUUCCUAUCUGGCCACUAAAAACACCAGCCUUUCCCAACAGCUCACUACCAUCUAUGAAGAGUACGGCUACCACAUCAGCAAGAACUCCUACUUCAUCUGCCACGACCAGGAUGUGAUCCGCAGCUUGUUCGAGCGGCUGCGCAACUACGGUGGUCAGAAGGACUCGUAUCCCACCCAGUGUGGUCGCUUCUCCAUUUCUGCUGUACGAGACCUGACCACCGGGUACGACAGCAACCGACCCGAUAAAAAGGCUGUUCUUCCCACCUCCAGUUCCAGUCAGAUGAUCACUUUUACCUUCUCUAAUGGGGGCGUGGCCACUAUGAGGACCAGCGGCACUGAGCCAAAAAUCAAAUAUUACACUGAACUCUGUGCUGCUCCCGGUAACAGUGAUGUGGCGCACCUGAAGAAGGAACUGGACGACUUGGUUGAUGCUAUCGUUGAAAACUUCUUCGAGCCGCAGAAGAAUAAGUUGCAGCCAAAGCCAGAGUAGCACUGAUCAGACAAAAACAGUCACAAACAAGACAAGAUGUUGCUAAUACCUCUGACCACACAAUGUCUUAAUUAUUCCAGAAGGGAUUCUUGAUUUAAUACAGGCUUCACUUUGCUUUAUAACUGCUGUAAUGACAACUCUGCCACAUUGUUUUUUCCUAGUUGGACCAGCGAUGUCGAUCACUGAUGAAUCUGUCUUUAUUUUAAUAAUCUGCUGUGACAGCCUCUAAUCUCUACUUUGAGUUUAGCCACCCGUCUAUUCUGAGGGUGUAGCUAUGGGUCCAGACCCAGAUCCAUCAGUCAUCAUGCAUCACAGCUACAUGAUGUGGAUUCAGUUCACCACCAUGCUGGAGAUCUUAAACCACAGCUGUAAAAUGUUCAUCACUCUACAGCCACAACCAUUCCUGCUCUCUGGCUGCGUGAUACAGAUCACUGUAUAAUCACUUGUAUUUAACAUCAUGCAUUCCACACUGUGCUUCAGCAUCAACUGCAAGGCUGCUAACAUGAAGAGUUAGAGAGGGGUGGAGGUGAAAAUUGCUGAAAGUGAUAUUGUAACUAUCUUUAAUGGCUGUUGAAUGUGUAAUAAGUUAUAACAUUGAACAUAACAGUAGAAUUGUUUUCAAUAUUUAAAAAAUUUAAAAACCUAUCAUUGUAAUGUUGCUAGUUGGUAAAAUGACCAAGCUUAAAACCUUAGAGCACCACCAAGUGGAGAUGUUGUACAUGAAUUUGUCAGAUGCAUCCACCUCCCAUUACUUGUCACGAGUAGAUGUUAUGACUCAAAGGGACUAUUGACACCAAUAAGUUAAAUGUACAACUAACAACCUCCCCAGUAUUUAAGUGAUGUUUACAGACUACUCCUGAAAUGUAGUAGUGUGAAAUAGCAGCUCACCUCUUCCUAUGUGCCUCAUAUUCCAAAAUACUGUGCUGAAAAGACAAAUUUAAUUCAAUAAAGAACCGGUUUCUAACAGUUGAA
Molecule: messenger RNA, 2938 nt
Organism: Lates calcarifer (barramundi perch)
Lineage: Eukaryota; Metazoa; Chordata; Actinopteri; Centropomidae
Gene: pgm2
Product: phosphoglucomutase 2
Exons: 13
Coding region: 131-1966 (611 amino acids)
Biological process (GO): purine ribonucleoside salvage; carbohydrate metabolic process
Molecular function (GO): phosphopentomutase activity; magnesium ion binding
Source: RefSeq, a predicted model, not a curated record